Molecule: messenger RNA, 945 nt
Organism: Oikopleura dioica
Lineage: Eukaryota; Metazoa; Chordata; Appendicularia; Copelata; Oikopleuridae
Source: the annotation of a GenBank genome assembly
AUGGACACCCAACUUCUUGGCGGAGGCAUCCCUCUUGGUUACGUCUUGAGUGUCGUCCAAGAUGAUCCAACUGUAUAUUGGAAGCUGUUUGCGAAGUUUUUCUGCGCAGAAGGACUUGAAAGUGAACACAAGAUCCUCCUCAUCGGAAGAGGAGCGAAUGCUCUUUCAAAGGAGAUUCCAGAAUCGACGGACUCACAGGAAAAGGCAAAUGUCCCGGGAAAAAGACAAAACGAAGAACAAUUGAAGAUCGCAUGGGCAUAUCAAAAGCAACCGAUGGGACGUGUUGGAAUGCAACAAAUACCUGGGACGAAUCGAUUUGGACACUUGUAUGACGUCUCUACUUCCAGAAAUUUCGAGAGCAUAUCGAAUUGUGUAACUAUCAUCGACCCUGAGGACAGUUCGUCCAAAGAACACUUUCACGAGAGAAUCAUUCAAGGGCUAGAGAGAAUCAAGGAUGACAGUAGUUCCGUCUGGAGAGUUUGCUUUCUUGACUUUGGAGGAAUGUGCUAUCCCCAAGGAAGCAAUUUAUCAAAAUUACUGCUCAAAAUCCGACUCUUAUCUGCGUCCAAAUCGCCUGCAAACCACACAUUUCUACUCACUACCCAGAGAUGUGUGGCAGAGACAGUCUGUAGGUUUUCUGACGCUCAGUACGAGCUUGAGAACUUUUUGGUCAAAGAAAGCCAGUUCAAAUCGCAGUUUGACGGAACGAUAGAAGUGAAAAAGAUGGUACAAGUUGGACUGAAACCCUUUCAGCAGUCGGUCGCGACUUUCGGCUUCAAAUUGAAAAGAAAGAAGUUCACGAUAGAGCCCCUUCAUUUACCCCCUGACUUUGACGAAGGAAAAACGCGCGACGGAGAAGAUAAUUCUUAUCAAUCAGCCUGUAGUUCGAUGCCAAGUGAAUCUAGUAAUUCGGGCUGUUGCGGUGGAGGCUCUUGUGAUUUUUAG